AUGGCGAAACCUCCUCCAUCCGCGGCGGCGUCGGCCGCCGGCGGCCGCGGCCCUGCCCACCACCGGACCCGCCUCCUCCUCCUGCUCCUCGUAGCCGUGGCUGCCUCCGCCUUCACCGCUGGUUAUGUCCUCCGCGGCGGCCCUGUCGGCCCAUGCGAUACCCGAGGGGAUCCUGUAGACGUCGUUGCCGCCCGAGCUGGCGGUGCUGCCUCGAGCCCCCUCGGGUUCAUGAAGUCCAAGCUCGUGCUGCUUGUCUCCCACGAACUCUCCCUCUCCGGUGGACCGUUAUUACUGAUGGAGUUGGCGUUUCUUCUUCGGCAGGUUGGUUGCCAAGUGGUAUGGAUAACAAACCAGCGACCCGAAGGAACAAACGAUGUUUCAUAUAGCUUGGAGCAUAAGAUGUUGAACCAUGGAGUGCAGGUUUUACCUGCUAGGGGACAGGAGGCAGUUGAGACUGCUCUUAAGGCUGACCUGGUUAUCUUGAACACCGCUGUUGCUGGCAAGUGGCUUGAUGCUGUUCUAAAAGAUAAUGUUCCUCAAGUCCUUCCGAAGAUUUUGUGGUGGAUCCAUGAAAUGCGAGGACAUUACUUUAAGCUUGAGUAUGUGAAACAUCUUCCUUUGGUUGCUGGAGCCAUGAUCGAUUCUCACAUAACAGUUGAAUAUUGGAAGACCAGGACUCAUGACCGUCUAAAUAUACAGAUGCCACAAACUUUUGCUGUUCACCUCGGGAAUAGUAAAGAGUUAACAGAAGUUGCCGAAGAUAAUGUCGCAAGAAGAGUCUUACGUGAACAUAUACGCGAGUCCCUUGGAGUUAAGAGUGAAGAUCUCCUAUUUGCUAUGAUAAACAGUGUUUCACGGGGAAAAGGACAAGACUUAUUUCUUCAAGCAUUUCAUCAGAGCCUGCAACUCAUCCAACAUCAGAAGUUAAAAGCGCCUAAAGUGCAUGCUGUAGUUGUCGGAAGUGAUAUGAGUGCUCAGACGAAGUAUGAGACACAGUUACGUGAUUUUGUGGCGAAGAAUGGGAUCCAUGACAGUGUUCACUUUAUAAACAAGACGUUGGCAGUGGCACCUUAUUUGGCUGCAAUUGAUGUGCUUGUCCAGAACUCUCAGGCCCGUGGAGAAUGUUUUGGAAGGAUAACGAUAGAAGCAAUGGCGUUCAAGUUGCCAGUGCUGGGCACGGCUGCCGGAGGGACCACCGAAAUCGUCUUGGAUGGUUCAACUGGCCUUCUGCACCCUGCUGGAAAGGAGGGCGUCACGCCUCUCGCCAAGAACAUGGUAAGGCUUGCGAGCCAUGUUGAGCAGAGGGUCUCCAUGGGAAACAAGGGCUAUGCCAGGGUGAAGGAGAGGUUCAUGGAGCACCACAUGGCCGAACGCAUUGCUGUGGUGCUGAAGGAAGUUCUACACAAGUCUCAGCAGCAUCCUCAUUCCUGA
Molecule: messenger RNA, 1431 nt
Organism: Triticum turgidum subsp. durum (durum wheat)
Lineage: Eukaryota; Viridiplantae; Streptophyta; Magnoliopsida; Poales; Poaceae
Source: the annotation of a GenBank genome assembly